AUAAAGUAUAAUGACUGUUGCUGUUGACAGGCUGUCUCAUCUCUGACUCAUUUGGUUCUCAUGAUUAAACUUGCUCUGGGAGGCGCUUGGAGUGGACUCGGCCGCCGUCAAACCCUCUGAAACUUGUGCUGUUGAAAGUCAUUUAGUUGGAGGACAGAGUCUGAUUUCAGAUUUGAACCUCUAGAGAUGGAAACACGCUCGUGCUUGUGCUGAGAAAUUUACGCUUUUCGCUUCGUAAGCGCAGGACUUAAUCCCUUUUUCACCUGUGCCAGGUGUGAAAAUGAUUCCUGUGAAUGAGUUCCGGAACAUUACGUCAGAACAGAACCCGCAGUUCAGGGUUCUGAAGCCCUGGUGGGACGUCCUGUCUGAGUAUCUGGGUAUCGCUAUGCUCAUGAUAGGAGUGUUUGGCUGCACGGUUCAGCUGACACAAGACAAGAUAUCUUGCCUGCCAAACCGAUUCACAGAUCUCUCUGGUGGAGACAGGGACUGCAGUCACCUAAGGCAGCACAAAGAGAAUGAGAGUCUGUGGGAAUUCGCCAUCACCAAACAUCUCAGUCCGAACAUCGUGGAGGUGUUCGGAAGGAAGAACGGCCUCGAUAUCCACCAGUAUGAGUUUGUCAACCACUUCUGCUACGAACGUGCCGUGCACUGGUAUGGCAAGUACUUCCCUUACCUUGUGGUCAUCCACAGCAUGAUUUUUAUGGUGGCCAGCAGCUUCUGGUUCAAGUUCCCAGGGACGUCGUCCAAGAUCGAGCUGUUUGUAAUCAUACUGGGGAAAUGCUUCGACUCACCCUGGACCACAAGAGCCAUCAGCGAAGUGUCCGAGGAAAGGCGAGAAGAGAGAAUGGUCAUUUGGAGAAAGAAUACAAUGACCAAAUCAGCCACAGACAACGACGACGACAUGGUGUCUCUGAUCCGAUCUUCCGUGAAGGACCAGAAAUCGGCAGAGUCAGCUGCGUCACUCUUGGAUAAAAAAGAAGGCGAGCAAGCCAAGGCACUGUUUGAAAAAGUCAAGAAGUUUCGGACACAUGUUGAGGAAGCAGAUCUUCUUUACCUCAUGUACGUGCUACAGACGGUGCUGAAAGUCUUCAAAUUUGUUCUCAUCACUGUUUAUAGCAUUGUGUUGGUUCCAAAUAUCCAGAUUGUCGUGAUGUGCUCGGUGCCUCCAGAUUUGACGGGGUUUGGGGCGUUCUGCUGUAACUACAAUAAAGCACAUCUGUUCUCCAAAUUAGCAUAUUGUUACAUAUGCUUCGUCGGGGUGUAUGGACUGCUGUGUAUCUAUUCACUUUAUUGGCUGUUUCAUCGACCACUUAAAGAGUAUUCCUUUGAGGCGGUCCGCUUGGAGACCGGAAUUAACGACAUCCCGGAUGUUAAAAAUGAUUUUGCAUUUCUCCUGCACCUCAGUGACCAGUACGAUGCUUUGUACUCCAAACGCUUUGCCGUCUUCCUUUCUGAGGUGAGCGAAUGCCGCUUGAGGCAGAUGAACCUCAACAACGAGUGGACGGCCAAUAAACUCCGCGCUCGGCUGGCGCGCAAUGCGAGCGAGAGGUUGGAGCUCCACUUGUUCAUGCUGCCAGGGUUACCGGACACUGUCUUUGAGGUUUCGGAAGUGGAGUCACUCAAACUGGAACUGAUAAGCAAUGUCACGGUCACUGGAAGCGUAACGCAGCUCACAGCCUUACAGGAGAUCGCGUUGAUCCACAGUCCGGCCAAGCUCCAGCUAGCGGCUCUCAAUCAUCUGCGCGAGAACCUGAAAGUUCUACGUCUGACCUUUGAGGGACCGGACCAAGUGCCUCUGUGGAUGUACACCUUACAGAACCUGGAAGAGCUUCACCUGAGCGGCCCUCUAAACAACGAGCUCUCUCGCAAUCCGUCCCUGGACACUUUACGUGAGCUUAAAAAUCUGCGUGUGCUGACGUUACGUAGUAAACUGACCAAGAUACCGCCCAGUAUUGUGGACGUUUCGAAUCAGCUCUUGCGACUGUGCGUUCACAACGAGGGGACCAGGCUUCAGGUUUUCAACAGCCUGAAGAAGCUGGUUAACCUGGCCGCUCUGGAUCUGACAGGCUGUGGUCUUGAGCGAAUCCCCAGCGCAGUCUUCAGCCUUUCCCACCUGCAGGAGCUGGACCUUAGAGAGAACCGGCUUACCACCGUAGAAGAAAUCUUGAGUUUGCAACACUGCCGCCGUUUGACGACCCUCAAACUCUGGCACAAUGACAUUUCCUACAUCCCAGAGCACGUCAGCAAACUCCGCGCCCUGGAGAUGCUGGACGCCAGUUGGAACAAGAUCCGCACGCUUCCACUGCGCCUGUGUUACUGUACCAAACUCCGACAUCUGGACCUCUCCCACAACCAGCUGACAUCCCUGCCCUCUGAGAUCGGCGUCCUACAGUGUCUGCAGUUCCUCUCGGUGGCCUUUAAUUCUCUGGAGAGUCUCCCUGAAGAGCUGUUCUCUUGCAAGAGGCUGAAAGUCCUAGCGUUGGGAAAUAACAGCAUUUCCACCUUGUCUCCACGGAUUGGGAAUCUGGCUCAGCUGGUUCGGCUUGAGCUGAAGGGAAACAGGCUGGAUUCUCUGCCUGCAGAAAUCGCCGACUGUCCCUCGCUGAAACUGACUGCUCUGAUAGCGGAAGACAGUCUGAUGGACCUGCUACCUCCAGACGUGAAAGACAGAUUGAAGCACAGAUAAUCACUGCUAUUCAGACAUUCACAUGCCAUUCACAUUUUAAUGCAGUAUGCUUUGAAUAAAUCAUACACUGUGAACCCGAAUUUAAUUUCAGAGAAAUUAACCAAAUUAAAUUAGUUAAUUUCACUCAAAAACGACUGAAAGUUCCUUGUACUUAAUAGAAAAAAGUGAACUCAAUAACUGAUUAUAUUAAGCUGAUCUUAAACUGAAUGAGUUUUUAGUUCCCGGCAUGCCUUGCGUCAGACUGCAUAAGGAGAAUAAAUGUUGAAAUAGUGUUAUUUUGUGUGUUUUGCAUUAAUAUAAGGCAAGAUGUGUCAGUAUUUAAUCUUCUGUUAUGUUGGGACUUGUAGGGUUUAUGUUAUGUUGCAGUUUUAAAUGUUACCAUUGUGGUGAACAGUAGAGCCUGUGGUCGAGGAUGGAUUGCAUUUUUUUUAAGACUAUGUAUAUUGUACAUGCAAAUGUAUAGUGAUAGUCUCUUUGCUAGUUAUAUUAGCACAUGCAACUGUGCUAUUGCUAGCUUGUAAAAGAUAUGAGUUAAAAUUUUGUUUAUGAAAUCAAAUUGUAAGUUAGGUUAGUCAACAAUUUAAUUAAAUUGCAAUUAACAUGUUUAUGUAGAAAAAAAAAUGAUAAUUUUAAGUUAUGCUUACUUAAUUUUGGAGAUUGUUUACUUAAAUUUGAGGCAACUGAUUGACUGAGUUCUUUGACAUCGAUGAUAUGAGCAAUGAUCAAAACUCGAUGUUCACUGAUUACAGAUAUUACGUUCCUUUUCGUGAGUUAUACAAGCACAAUUCGAAGUACACACAUAAGUUGGGUCCUGUGAUAGUCACUGUGUUUAUGGCGUGAAGCAAUGAACUUUCAUCUGACAGACUCAAUAGACUGGAGUUGUGUGCCAAAUUAUGCACUAUACACUAUGCACUUAUACACUAUGUAAUUAUGCACUAUGUACUCAACCAUGUAGUGUAUGAAUUUUAUAAAGGUUAUUCAUUCAACAUA
Molecule: messenger RNA, 3676 nt
Organism: Ctenopharyngodon idella (grass carp)
Lineage: Eukaryota; Metazoa; Chordata; Actinopteri; Cypriniformes; Xenocyprididae
Product: volume-regulated anion channel subunit LRRC8E
Exons: 3
Coding region: 281-2686 (801 amino acids)
Molecular function (GO): protein binding
Source: RefSeq, a predicted model, not a curated record